CAUUUUCGAAAGAUGGACCGCUUCAAGGAGCUUGACCAGCAGCGCGCUACGAUCGAGGCCGAGAUCGCGCUCAUCGUGGAGGAGCUGACCUCGGGUCCCAACCCCGCGGGGCUCAAGGGCCCGCUCAUCGACGCCGAGGGCUUUCCCCGCGGCGACAUCGACGUCUACACCGUUCGCCACAAGCGCCACCGCUUCGCCUGUCUCCAGACCGACCUCAAGUUUGUGAUGAAGGACAUUGAAGACGUCAUGGCCGGCAUCUACUCUGCGAGCAAGCCCACGGUCCCGACCCCAGUAGCCCAAACGCCAGUGCGGCCUCCAGCGCCCAUCCGAGCCCCAGAGAAAGAAGAGCCUCUGCUUGUCAAGGUCGACGAUCCUGUCGUGCUCGAGAUGGCGCCGUUCGCGAUCGUCGACUCGGUCCAGCCGGACUCGCCCGCGAGCGAAGCUGGUCUCGAGGCCUACGACAGCAUCAUCGCGUUUGGCAGCGCGAACGCCACCAACCACCGCGACCUCGCUGCCGUGCGCGACAUUGUGCUCCGCAACAUGAACAUGCCCAUUGAAGUCGUCGUGGAGCGCAACGACUGCGACCGCUUCCGCCUCCAGCUCACACCGCACCACUGGCUCGGCAACGGCGUCCUCGGCUGCCUUCUCGUCCCGUACAAGCACAGCGGGUAAAAUAGCAUUCCUAACGCUUCUGCUUCGAGCUCAAUCCUCAGUAUAUUCCUGCGUUCGUC
Messenger RNA from Saprolegnia parasitica CBS 223.65, 731 nucleotides. RefSeq lists its product as hypothetical. NCBI's taxonomy places the organism in Eukaryota, Oomycota, Saprolegniomycetes, Saprolegniales, Saprolegniaceae. Gene Ontology annotation, molecular function: protein binding. Gene Ontology annotation, cellular component: nucleus; cytoplasm. The coding region runs from base 13 to 672 and encodes 219 amino acids. The record is from RefSeq and is a predicted model, not a curated record. The transcript has 5 exons. Gene Ontology annotation, biological process: proteasome regulatory particle assembly.